UGCUGGCUGUCCACGGAGCAUGGCUUCUCCUGGGUCUUCCUGGCACCUGUCAUCUCCAUCUUAACGGUUGGUGCUUUUCAUUCAAUUUGUAUAAUCAAUCAGAUAAUAAGAUAUCACCUUUGCCUUAGUAUAGCGGAACUGUCAUGCUAUAGUUCCAUUCAUUCUUGGAUAAAGUCGGCUCUGGUGCUCAUGGUGAUUCUGGGUUCAACCUGGCUGUUGGGCGUCUUCAACAUCAAUCAAUCCUCAAUCACUAUGGUCUACCUCUUCACCAUCCUCAACACUUUGCAGGGCUUCCUCAUCUUCCUCUUCCACUGCCUCCUAAACAAGAAGGUUGGUUUUUUAAUGUUAACAUAUAUAAUGAACAGCAUCAUAAAAUCGCUCAACUCGAACAACAGCUUGUAG
This is a messenger RNA of Helobdella robusta, 402 nucleotides long. RefSeq lists its product as hypothetical. Gene Ontology annotation, cellular component: membrane. The annotation marks the transcript as partial. Lineage: Eukaryota; Metazoa; Annelida; Clitellata; Rhynchobdellida; Glossiphoniidae. Gene Ontology annotation, biological process: cell surface receptor signaling pathway; adenylate cyclase-activating G protein-coupled receptor signaling pathway. The transcript is spliced from 3 exons. The record is from RefSeq and is a predicted model, not a curated record. Gene Ontology annotation, molecular function: G protein-coupled receptor activity.